This is a messenger RNA of Crotalus tigris (Tiger rattlesnake), 1074 nucleotides long. RefSeq names its product RAB25, member RAS oncogene family (gene RAB25). Gene Ontology annotation, molecular function: GTP binding; GTPase activity. NCBI's taxonomy places the organism in Eukaryota, Metazoa, Chordata, Lepidosauria, Squamata, Viperidae. The coding region runs from base 41 to 709 and encodes 222 amino acids. The record is from RefSeq and is a predicted model, not a curated record. Gene Ontology annotation, cellular component: recycling endosome. Gene Ontology annotation, biological process: exocytosis. The transcript has 6 exons.
GCCCGCCCGCAGAGCAGCAGCCGCAGCGGCGCGUCCAGCCAUGGCGAAGGCGAAGGAGGCGGCGGCGGCGGCGGCCGACGACUACAACUUCGUCUUCAAAGUGGUUCUGAUUGGAGAAUCUGGAGUGGGAAAAACCAAUCUGCUCUCACGCUUCACCCGCAAUGAGUUCAACCACGACAGCCGCACCACGAUUGGGGUGGAGUUCUCCACACGCACCAUCCUGGUGGGAGAUGCCCUGGUGAAGGCCCAGAUCUGGGACACGGCCGGGCUGGAGCGCUACCGGGCCAUCACAUCGGCAUACUAUCGUGGGGCGGUGGGAGCCCUCUUGGUGUUCGACAUCACCAAGCAUCAAACAUACGACGUGGUGGAGCGCUGGCUGAAGGAGCUGUAUGACCACGCAGAGGCGACCAUCGUUGUGAUGCUAGUGGGCAACAAGACGGACCUGGCCCAAGCCCGAGAGGUGCCCACGGACGAGGCCAAGAUGUAUGCUGAAAACAAUGGGCUGCUCUUUGUGGAGACGUCUGCCUUGGACUCCACCAACGUGGAACUGGCUUUCGAGACCAUUUUGAGAGACAUUUUCAAUAAAGUGCAGAAGCAGAAGCAGAAGAGCCCUCUAGACAACAAAAUUUCGCUCUCUACUGAAAAUCCCAACGCAGCAUCCUCCUCGGCAGCUGCUGAGCAGAAGAAGGCCUGCUGCAUGAACCUCUGAGGGGGCUGGGGCUGCAGCUAGACCAAUCGGCCCUGACAGAAGCCUAAAUUGCUUGCUUGCUUGCAGAGAAGUGAAGCUGAAAGUCACAGGUAGCCCUCCCCUUGCAGACAUUUCCAGGUGGUAACUUGGGAACCAGGCUGGGCUCGGCAGGCGCUUCUCGUGCCCUCCUUCGGUGCCUUCGGCGUCAGGCAGAGAGUUCUUACUUGCAAUGAUUCCUUUUGCCUGCGAGCAUCACUUGAUUCUUUUCCAGAUCUUCCACCCACAAGACAUGUGACUUUGUGGGAUGGGAGUCUCUCAUACUGUGUGUGUACAUUUAUAAAUGUGUAUAUAUUAACAUAUUUGUAAAUAAAUUGUUCUGGAUGAUG